Molecule: messenger RNA, 2219 nt
Organism: Scylla paramamosain (green mud crab)
Lineage: Eukaryota; Metazoa; Arthropoda; Malacostraca; Decapoda; Portunidae
Exons: 3
Coding region: 1029-1583 (184 amino acids)
Source: RefSeq, a predicted model, not a curated record
CACUUGUGCACUCCUCUCUGUGCAACAAACACAGAGACAAAGUACACACACUUACAAAGACCAUACAACAUACAUACACACAUUAGCUCAAACACAAAAAAAAUUUACUGUAAAAAAAAAAUAUAUUAAUUAACUGGAAAUCAAAAAUUAAAAAACGUACCAAAAAAUUUAACUUGCAGAGAUUCUUUUUCUCUUUUUUGUAUACAUACAUACAUACAUACAUACAUACAUACAUACAUACAUACAUACAUACAUACAAACAUACUGUACAUAGACAUAUACUUAACCGAUUGUUUUGUGAACGUGUGUCUUUGAGUACGCUUAUUUUUUACCAGUGCUUUCUGUUUUUCGAUAUCAACUAUGAAACAAACAGCCUUUCCUGUCAAUAUGGAUGGCAGUCGUAGGGGUCCUGUGCCUCCCUCACGCCCGCGCCCUGCCGUACUCAAGUCUUUUGGACGAACAACCCUUCUCUCCCGCACGCACUUCCCGGCACAUCAGUCUUCUAGGCGGCUUAGCGGAGGAGGUGGACUCGGCAAUGUUUGAUAGUGUGGUGGAAUUUUUCUUCACGAACUUUGGGGAAGAGGCGGGGAUGAAGGGACGGAGUUACGAGAGCGGCACGGAUUUCAAACACACGCCAAGUUAUGAAGGAAACCAUUUCGAAGGAAUUCACACCGGCAGCGGCUACAGCAACUUCAUGACAGGAUACAAACAUGAGGGCCAAACCAAGCCGGAGAAAACCUGCAUAGAUGUGUACGGUUUAUCCCACAGCAGUAGUUUUUGCCUCGAUGUGUUUGCAGCUUUAUCAGUCGCUGGUGUGGCAUUGCUUCUACAGAUCCUCUUCUUCAUCGCAGUGGAAGUCUUCUGUCCUGAUCUCAAAAGGAAUGAUGACAGUAUUGAUGGCGCCCUGAAUGGCCUGAAUACCUUGUUAGGCCUGCUAGGUGCUGGAAACAUGAGUAGUCUGUUCGCUAUUGAUAAUUCGAACAGUGUGACCGUGGAUGCGGUGGGAGGGGAUAUGAUGAAGACAGGCGAUGGUGAAGGCAGCGUUUUUCUUAAUAAGGACAAUGGGAAAGUUUGCUGGCUGCGAGGCCUUGGUGUUUGUAGGAGAGGAUCAGACUACAACUACUACGGCAUCCCCCGAGUCUAGCGGAACAGAAGAGGAAAAAGACACGGAGGAAGAAGAUAAUGAAAGAUUCUUACGCAAGGAAGGUAGGGAAGGUGACGAUGAUGAUGAUGAUGAAAAAGACGAAGAAGAUGAUAGUGAAAAAGACGAUGAAGAUCGUGAGCGUACUUCAAGCACCACCACUACCACUACCACCACUCCUAAACCCAGUCGCGGGCCACUCCUCGUGCUCGUGAAGAAGUCUGGUGGUAUUUGUUAUGUCACCAGCGCAACUGAGUAUAUGGGAGGACAUUAUGAGCAGGACCCCACACUAACCGAACAAUGGAGGAGUAUUGAACACCUCUUCAGCCCCUCCCUGCUGCUGCAAGCAAAGAACUGGUUCAUGGACGAGGCCCGUCUCUUUGGCUACAAGUUCGGAGGCAAAAAUUCCCCCUUGUGUCGUGUCCUAAGCUACUUUGUGUAGAAUCCUGAGUUCACGCGAUCACGGACUGACUGAGUUCAGGCGAUCACUGACUCACUCCUGCUUCGUAACUUUUUUUCACUAGCACCAGUUUUCGCGAUACUGACUCAACAGAAGGAGUUAUGCAGUUUCUUACCUCUCUUCACAAUUUUGUUCACCUAGACCUUGAAAUCCAUUGUUCAGAGCUGGACAUUCGUCGGUCUAGACUGAAUAUCAGCGGUUCUCGGCCUGACAACAGUGUUCCCUGAAUUCUACUGCGCUGUUUUCUUCAGACUCUGGUACUCCUGGAUUUGACGAAAGCGUUGUGUACCCGAUCACCAAUUCAUCGAGGUUAUUUUGUUGUCACCUUAGUUACACGUGUAGAAUCAUAAUCCUGUGCGUGCGUUCAGCGUGUGAGUCUGACGUCUAAGUGCGCAUUAAUUAGUUAUUAGAGACACAUUGAUUUAUAUAUGUAUCCGUUAAUAUAUGUGUACGUACAUGUGUAAGGCACUGUUCUGUGUACCUAUGUGUACGUGUGUUAUAAGUAUCAAUAUUUUUCACUCGUGUGUGUAUGUGUAAUUAUUUAUUUCGGCAUGUAUACAACUCUCCUUGUGUAUGUAUGUACGUAUAUAUUUAUGGAUUAAAUGCAGUCAUGAAAAA